AAACUCAGUCCCCGUGGCCCCGUGAGAACACGCGUCAAGAGGGGGACAGCCCUACGUCAUGAAUGAACCGGCGCGUUUGGAUCCGCGCGGGUGGAUUCGUCAUUUCUCUACGUCAUCACCUGACCCGUGACCCACGUUAGACGAUCGUCUCCGAUUCGCUGAAGGCAGGCAAAGCAGCAGCAGCAGCAGCGCUAGCAGGCAGCUAGCAGUAACCCUACCUCGCUCGACGGCGAUCUCCUUCCUCUCGAUCUCGCAACCGCAAGGAUAUAUAUAUAUAGCGUGAAGGGGGACACUCUCGCAGGAAGGUCGAUCGCAUCGCCCGAACUCUUUCAACUCGACUCGAAACAAUUGUGAUCCACUCUCAACUCAGUAAAAGCUAACCAAACACACACAAUAAUAAUGGCCUCCCUCCCUCCCAAGCCCGAUGCCGCCGAGGCCGCUCGUCUCUCCACCGCUUCCAACGCUGGAAAGGCCGCUUCGACCGUCAACAAGUACGCCAAGCGUGACCCCGCCCUCUACCCUUUGAUCAUUAUCGUCGGAGGAAUCUUUGCUACUGCCGGAUACAUGCUCACCUCCAAGUCUGGCAACGACCCGGCAAAAGCUUUCACGCGUGAUGUAGUAAACCCUUGGGACGAGUCUGCCAAGCACGACGUCCACCCUUCCCAAGUUGCCGCCUUCAAGUAUCGAUACCGCAACCGAGACACUGGUGCUCUCGAGGACAGCAUGCCCACCCUAAACUCGGAGAUCAAGAACCUUACCGGCUCGAACUCUGCCAAGUGGAAGACUACCUGAACGACCCGACGACAAUGACGUGAACGGACAGGCGCACGUCAAUCCAUGGAGUUUCGCGCGACUGGAAGCAGACGAUUCCGCACAAGCAAAUGUAUCACCAUACCCAGAUAGUUCGGUCGACCCUCGUUUCUGAGCGAGACUCGAAGUGUAUCAUAGCAUCUAGUCACAAUGAAAUGAAUU
Molecule: messenger RNA, 972 nt
Organism: Filobasidium floriforme
Lineage: Eukaryota; Fungi; Basidiomycota; Tremellomycetes; Filobasidiales; Filobasidiaceae
Exons: 5
Coding region: 400-792 (130 amino acids)
Source: RefSeq, a predicted model, not a curated record